AUGAACAUCACCAACUCGAGUACCGGUUUUCCGCCGCCUCCGCUCGUCGGCGCCUCGUUCGCAAAGACCGCCAUACCGUAUUCUAUAUGUUUUGUGGUCGGAACUCUCGGCAACACCGCCGUUCUCUCCUACGUGUUCUUCAUCACGAGGUGAGCCGCAGGCCAGCCAGAUGGGACCUCUAAUUUCGCAAAAAAGAUUCCAUUUGGCAAUAAAACUUUUCGGAUCCUGAAAGCAUGGAAAGUUGAAACUCGUAAACGAUUCUUGAUGGCCGCUUUUAUGACGUCAAUUUUGAGUUCAACAGAGUCCAAUUUCAGAUCUCUGAAAUCGUCGGUGACCGCCCUCGGCAACACCUUCAUCUACAUCGUGGCUCUCUGCGCAGUCGACUUGCUCGUCACCGUCUCCAUCCCGUUCUCGCUCUCCAACAUGAUCCUCAACAACUGGGUGUUCGGAGAGUUGGCGUGCAAAGUUCACUGGAUGCUCGAGCUCUCCAACAAGGUUUGUUUCGAUUUCCGGGCCCGCCGGAUGCGUGCGUGCUUUGCCCGUGUGAUAAACACUGGAAUGCAACUUUGGCUUUGUUAAUUUGAGGGCGAUCCGCUUCCUCGUGGCCUCGUUUUAUGUUCCUCUCGCCCUCGGAAAUUGAAAUUGGAUUCUUGCGACGAUAGGCGAUGUGCAAGCGCCCGCCUCACACACACACACACGCACACACAUUGUUCAUGUCUAAUUUUAGUUCUUACCCGGCGCAGCUCCCUCGUAAGACUUGUGUGAUUCAUUGGACUAUCGUCGGGCGAUGAAUAGAGAAUAACCUUUGCCGGGUCGGAUGAAUGUGGGAAGAUUGCGAGUCAUUGGAAGUCGGAUGAAUAGGUCAUCUGGAUAGUCGGGGGCCGGCUCCGAAAGGAGAAUCCCGGGGAGGGCAACAACAUCCCAUUACUUCUGUUUCACUUAUUUCCGAGAAAAUGAAUGGGCCGAGCGAGGGGAGCAGAAAACUGGCGAAAGAAGGCCCAUGCACUAGUAAUUAUUAUGUGCGUUUCGCGUGCGUGGAGCCGACUCGUCACGCACAAAAAUAAACAAAAAGGGGACGACGGAUUGUAUUCGUCAAUUGAAUCAUCCAAUCUCGUCGUCACUCGUCAGUUUCCGAAAAAGUCGGGAGUGCCGUGCGAAGACCCUUGGGACGGCCUACGUGGAACUCGCCACUAAUCACAUAAUUCAAUUGAAAAAGAAGAGAUGAAAGUUCCGACGGGAAAGCUAAAUAAUUGGAUUUUGCAUUUUGCAUUUCAGAUGUGCUCAACAUUCAUCCUGACGGCGCUCGCUUUUGACCGUUACAUGGCGAUUUGCCAUCCGGAGAUUAAGCGGAUCCACGAGAUGAGGCAUACGAUCUACAUCACGACCAUCCUCGCCGCCCUUUCCUUCUGCCUUAUCUCGCCAGUCGUGCUCUCGGCAAGAGUGACAAGUUUCGGCAACUUGGGCUACUACGUGAGCACAAAGAACGUGAGUGAAUGGAGGUUACUUGCAUAUGCACUUUCACACAAAACACGUCUUUCCAGGAACGACACUCCGUCACUCGUCAAAUGUGCAUUGAUGGAAUGGCUCGCGAAUGGAAGCUCUGGGUGUCCGCCUUCCUUAUCUUUUUCGCUUUCGUCCUUCCGUGCACUCUUCUCACCUACUUUUACGCAAAGAUCGUCCUCCGACUGCGCAGACAGAGAAGGUUAAUAUUCAAGAAUCCAUGAGUCACCCGACGAACAUCGUUUUUUUUGUCGGCCCUUUACUUUGUAUUCAUGGGAUUAUUGAAAUAGAAAGAGAGAGAGAGAGAGAGAAGCAAUUAUGAAUUCUUAAAAUCCUCUUUCAGAACGAUGCUCCAAUCGCGGAUUCCGCUCCGUCGCAUCACAAUCUACACAAUGGCCGCCACUUUUUUCUAUUUGUCGUGUCAAAUUCCGUUCUGGCUCCCACAAAUCUACGGAGUUCUCUCGAUCAUUCUCGGCUUCAAAAUCAACGCGAAACUCGUCACGUUCACCUACUACUCGCACCUUCUUCCGUUCAUUUCUGCCGCCUUAACUGGAUCUUCUACGCGCGUCUCAACAGUCAAUUCAAAAAGGGACUCGUGUUGGUAACCGAGCGAAUGAUUCGGAAACGGACGCGCUCGCUGCAUCAAAGCGACAAGAACGGCGGCUUCAGUGAGGCGGCCGUCGAGCUGACGAGCAAGUUCGACGACGUUCCGCUGAUGUGCCCGCACUGUGAAGCCCAACUGUCGAUCCGAUCGAGCAGCAACGGAAAGAAGGCGUCGCGAUGA
Caenorhabditis sp. 36 PRJEB53466 is the source of this 2284-nucleotide messenger RNA. NCBI's taxonomy places the organism in Eukaryota, Metazoa, Nematoda, Chromadorea, Rhabditida, Rhabditidae. The record is from the annotation of a GenBank genome assembly.